AUGUCUCAGCCAUUACCUUCCCGUGAAACAGUGAAAGACGCGCCCACCCUCCACGUUCCUGCCGGUACGGUACCAACUCUCCAGCAUCCUUCGGGAGUAUGGCCUGAGCAAGUAUAUGGCUACGACUCCUUCGGUGCUGGGCACGUGUAUGGGUAUUAUAACCGCGUUGCUGUGAAUCCAGCCUUCUUUCCGUUUCCUGGUCAGCUCGCUCAAAUCCAACCGCGCCAGUUCCAGCAUCCUCAGCAAGCGGUACCCUGGAUUGACCCAAGAUUCAACCCUGGUAGUGGUCGGCCUCAUCUGUCCCGACCGUCUGCGCACACACUCCAAGUCAACACUCAAGCGCCGUUGCCAGCUCUAGUCCCGGACGUUCCAAGAGGCCCACCUCGAAAGCCGGUCCAAAGCGGGCAUGCAGUAUGGAUUGGGAAUCUACCGGUGAACGCCACCAUCCAUGAUCUUAAGGACUACUGCUCCCGCGGCGCGCCAGGCGAGAUCGAAAGCGUCUUCCUCAUUUCGAAGAGCAACUGCGCUUUCGCCAAUUUCAACAGUCAUGCCGCGUGCGAAGCAGCAAUGGCAAUUUUCCGGAAUGUACCCUUCGGUGGCCGACGCCUUGUAUGUAGGCUGCGAAUGCAGCCCGGGCCGUCUCCGAUCUCGUCGCCAUCAUCGUACUCAGACAACUCGAGAACUUUGACGCCUGAGAGCUCCGGGAUGCCGCGCACCCCAACCUCUAAUGAUCUCAAUCAUCCUGUCAUUGUUGGAGGCGAUACGCCCAUAUCGCCCCAAGCGCUGUCCGACACCAAGACGCCAGUGGAGAAGCAGGAUGCUUGCAGCAUGCCAGGACUCGUCAAGAUUCCAGAGAGGUUCUUCAUUAUCAAAAGUCUGACUGUCCAAGACUUGAUCGCAAGCGUUAACAACGGCUCCUGGGAGGCUCAGGCACAUAAUGAGGGCACGCUGCAGGAAGCUUUUAACAACUCGGAGAACGUCUACCUCGUCUUUCCAGCCAACAAGAGCGGCGAGUUCUUCGGUCUGGCUCGAAUGACUUCGCCCAUGCACAACAAGCAACAGGACAAAAAGCCCGCGCCGUCACCGACCGACAGCAGUGGCAAGUCCGUUGAACCGGUAUCGAUUAUGACACCGGCCAACGACACAGUACCCAGCGGAAAGAUCUACGACGAUUCCGUGCGAGGGACCAUCUUCUGGGAGGCCGAUCGCACGCCCGUCGUCGACGGGAGCCCCGACGUCGCCUGUCGGGAGGACAGCAACGAGGACGAACAGCGCAAGCAGUUCGGUAUCGAAUGGCUCUCCACAUCACGCGUGCCCUUCUUCCGCACCCGCGGCUUGCGCAACCCGUGGAAUGGGUUGAAGGAGGUGAAAAUUGCGAGGGACGGGACGGAGUUGGAGCCGAAUGUCGGGAGGAAUUUGAUGCGGCUGUUCUGCUGGACGUAG
Saxophila tyrrhenica is the source of this 1443-nucleotide messenger RNA. RefSeq lists its product as uncharacterized. Gene Ontology annotation, biological process: regulation of alternative mRNA splicing, via spliceosome; mRNA splicing, via spliceosome. Bases 1 to 1443 code for a protein of 480 amino acids. NCBI's taxonomy places the organism in Eukaryota, Fungi, Ascomycota, Dothideomycetes, Mycosphaerellales, Extremaceae. The transcript has 2 exons. The record is from RefSeq and is a predicted model, not a curated record. Gene Ontology annotation, molecular function: mRNA binding; N6-methyladenosine-containing RNA reader activity. Gene Ontology annotation, cellular component: nucleoplasm.